Molecule: messenger RNA, 1576 nt
Organism: Ipomoea triloba (trilobed morning glory)
Lineage: Eukaryota; Viridiplantae; Streptophyta; Magnoliopsida; Solanales; Convolvulaceae
Product: probable WRKY transcription factor 9
Exons: 5
Coding region: 16-1389 (457 amino acids)
Biological process (GO): regulation of DNA-templated transcription
Molecular function (GO): DNA-binding transcription factor activity; sequence-specific DNA binding
Source: RefSeq, a predicted model, not a curated record
GCUUAUGCUCAGAUUAUGGAUAAUAAUAAUAAUAAUAAUAAUAUUGAUCUAUCCUUGAACCUUAAUGAAUCUCGUCGACGACCUCGUUCAUCAGAGCAAGAAUCAUCGGAACCUGGUAAAAUGCUGCAGUCAAACGCAGCGGAAGGGGAGAUAUCCACCGGAAGUUCCUUGUCGGAAAACCAGAAAAUAGAAGAGUUGUCGGUGUUGCAGAGGGAGAUGAAGAGGAUGAAAGAGGAGAAUAAGGCGUUGAGAGAUGCUGUGGAGCAAACCAUGAAAGAUUUCCACGAUCUGCACCGGAAAUUUUCUUGUAUCCAACAGAACAAUCAUGAAGACAAGGGAUUUGCUAAGGAUUUUUUGACGCUGAGUGGAACUGAUGAGACAAGGAAUCAUAGAGAGCUGCAAGAGAGGAGUCAUCAGAUAACCUCGGAUCCAUCACCGGAGGACGGCGGCGAUGAAGACGACGACGGCGACGGUGAAUUAGGGUUGUCAUUGACGCUGAAGAGUAGCAGCAGUAGUAGGUCAUUGAUUGGAAGAAGAAUGCAUGGAGAAGGUGAGGAAAGAGGAGAGAAGAGUAAGGCGGAAGAGAUGAAUUCAACUACUGGAUUUACUCCGACGCCACCCCCACCGGCGGCGAUGAUACAGAACAAUCCCCCGCCGGGAUUUACUGCCACUUCUCCUCCCAACAAAAAAACUAGGGUUUCCGUCCGGGCUAGAUGCGAAGCUGCCACAAUGAACGAUGGAUGCCAAUGGAGGAAAUAUGGUCAAAAAAUUGCAAAAGGAAAUCCAUGUCCAAGAGCCUAUUAUCGUUGCACAGUUGCCCCAGGAUGUCCAGUGAGAAAACAGGUACAAAGAUGUUUAGAAGACAGAUCCAUACUAAUCACAACCUACGAAGGAACACACAACCAUCCACUUCCGGUGGGCGCGACGGCGAUGGCCUCAACAGCCUCGGCAGCCUCGUUCAUGUCGCACCUGGAUUCCACCAACCCAAUUUCCAACCUAAACCACGCAUUUCUCAUCCCUAAUUACAACCACCCCAACCCACACUUAAUCAUCAACCCUAACAACCCUUCUUCCCACCUUAACAUCCCAAACCUCGUACGAAACAACAUCCCUGCUUCAAACCCAUCAUCUUCGUCGUCUUCGCCGCAUUUCUGGGGGCCAAAGCUACCUGAUCAUCCUCAUCACCGUCAGAUUGAGCUGCGGCGAUCCAACGGCGGAGAUCGAAGUGGUGAUAAUACCAAUAAUAAAAAUGAUAAUAAUAAAGUAGUGGUGGCUGAUCAUCAAAACAUGAGCGCCGCCAUUGCUGCUGAUCCUAAGUUUAGGGUUGCGGUCGCGGCGGCUCUUUCCUCACUCAUCAGUACUAAAGAUCAAACCCAUGCAUCCUCGUGAAAAGGAACAACAGUACGUACCAGUCAGUGAAUAUAAUUAAGGUAUAGUAGCUGACGAAGGACAGUUUAAUUGUUUGUUGAGAUUAAGGUUGAUUAAUGGUCAUACGUGUUACUUUGUAUUAUUGUAAGUAUAUCUUAUAUAGAUGUUGCAUUUUUUGUUAUGAUUAUAUAACCCGAUACUUGAUCAA